Messenger RNA from Guyanagaster necrorhizus, 1743 nucleotides. RefSeq names its product actin-like protein ARP6. The coding region runs from base 481 to 1743 and encodes 420 amino acids. Lineage: Eukaryota; Fungi; Basidiomycota; Agaricomycetes; Agaricales; Physalacriaceae. The record is from RefSeq and is a predicted model, not a curated record. The transcript is spliced from 4 exons.
CCGCAUUCGACACAAACACCCCGUCAAAGGCGAGCCUCCCCCCCUCCUCCUCCUCCCACCUCGGGACAAGACGCAGCAUAUUGAACCCCGCAAACCUCGUAUCCCGGGGAAUCACCUCGCCCAACAAAUGCGCUGAGACAAGUGCGCCCCGGGACUCGAAGCUCUGCGCAGGCGGCGGCUCCGUGAUAUUCGUCAACAGGGCGAUCCUCCCAGCGCGAGUCACGCCAAACCACGUCCCGCCGCCGAGGACGUCGAUCCCUGAGAGGACAUCACCAUCAGCGCCAUCGUGCCCGAAAGAAUGGAAACGAGCAUCAAGAGUAGGUCGAUCGAGGAAUUCAUCGCGGUUGGUGCACAGAAUCCUGGGAUUCUAUUAGGGCCUAGAGAAGAAGAAGAAGAAGAAGGAAGGGAACACGCACAGAGCGUAAUCCGGAUGGUCGAGAGUCCAGAAAGCGAUACACAUAAUCAGAGUUCCCACGCCCCAUGACCCCAACCAUCGUACUCGAUAACGGCGGGCACACCAUCAAGGCCGGCAUCGGCGGCACCGACACUCCCGCCCAACUCAUCCCCAACGCCAUCGCCCGCUCCAAAUCAAAAAGCACAACCUACUUUGGACACGAACUCCUUCAGUGCACAGACCACGCCUCCCUCAGCUACCGCCUCCCCAUCUCCAAGGGCCUCAUCGUAGACUGGGACGCCCAAAAAGCCAUCUGGGACGGCCUCUUCUCCACCGACGUCCUCGGCAUCGACACCACCCAAUCCUCGCUCCUCCUCACAGAGCCGUACCACAACCUGCCCAACAUCCAACAAGUCUAUGACCAAUUCAUCUUUGAAGAAUACCAAUUCGCCUCGUACUACCGCUGCACACCCGCCUCCCUCAUCCCGCACCUCUUCCCCACCACCACCACCACCACCACCCCAUCCCCAGACUGCACCCUAAUCGUCGACUCCGGCUUCAGCUUCACUCACGCCGUCCCCCUCAUCCACGGCCGCCCCCACUCGCGCGCCCUCACGCGCCUCUCCAUCGGCGGCAAGCUCCUCACGAACCACCUCAAGCACCUCAUCUCCUUCCGCCAAUGGAACAUGAUGGACCAAACACACAUCACGAACCACAUCAAGGAAUCAUGCUGCUUCGUCUCUUCCGACUUUGCGCGCGACCUCCACACCGCCCGCUCCGCCCGCAGCCCCAACCCCCUCACGCAGGAGUACGCCCUAGCAGAGGGCCGCUUGCGCCAGCCAGGAGACUCUACGAGCAGCGGCAGCAGCCAGAUCCUCGUAAUGAACAACGAGCGGUUCAGCGUCCCAGAGAUCAUCUUCCGCCCUGACGACAUCGGCCUAAACCAAGUAGGCCUCGCAGGGACCAUCGCCCACUCCAUCUCGCUCCUCCCGGAAGACCUCCAAGGCAUGUUCUGGGCGAACAUCGCUCUCAUAGGCGGGAACACCAAGUUUCCUGGGUUUCGCGAACGACUGCUAGCGGAUCUCCGCCCACUCGCGCCGGUGGAACACGACGUGCAGGUAUACGAAUACCCCGACCCUAUAACCGCCCCCUACGACGCCGCCAUGCGCUUCGUCUCCACCCCAGCAUACAAAGACUCUGUGGUCACAAGACAAGAGUACCUCGAAAGCGGGAGCAACGCCACCCGGAGAAAGUGGAGGGUAUCAGCAGGGGAGGAAAAAGAAAAGGAAAAGGAAAAAGAAAAACAAGGUCGAUCGAAGAGCAAGACAGGCACCGCGAGAAAGAAAUGA